AGGACUCCAACUGCAAUUACAAUAAAACAUCAGAAGUGCCAGGAACACGAGUCUUGAAGCUGUCUCAGCCAUAAAGGAUGGCAGACGGUGACUCUCCUGAACAGAACGAAAACCACUGUUCCGCCAUCAACAGCAGCAUCCCACUAACACUGGGCAGCCUCCCCACCCUGACGCUAUCUGGGAAGAUCCGAGUGACAGUUACUUUCUUCCUUUUUCUACUCUCCACAAUUUUCAACACUUCGUUCUUGUUGAAACUUCAGAACUGGACUCAAAGGAAAGAGAACAGGAAAAAACUCUCCAGAAUGAAGGUGCUUUUAAAACAUUUGACUUUAGCCAACUUGCUGGAGACUCUGAUUGUCAUGCCACUGGAUGGAAUGUGGAACAUUACUGUUCAAUGGUAUGCUGGAGAGCUCCUUUGCAAAGUCCUCAGCUAUCUAAAGCUUUUCUCCAUGUACGCCCCCGCCUUCAUGAUGGUGGUGAUCAGUCUGGACCGCUCCCUGGCCAUCACCAGGCCUCUAGCAGUGAAAAGCAACAGCAAGCUUGGACAGUUCAUGAUUGGCUUGGCCUGGCUCCUCAGUAGCAUCUUUGCUGGACCACAGUUAUACAUUUUUGGGAUGAUCCAUUUAACAGAUGACUCUGGACAGACUGAAGGUUUCUCUCAAUGUGUAACACACUGCAGUUUUCCACAGUGGUGGCAUCAAGCCUUUUAUAACUUUUUCACCUUCAGCUGCCUCUUCAUCAUCCCUCUUCUCAUCAUGGUGAUCUGCAAUGCAAAAAUCAUCUUCACCCUGACAAGUGUCCUUCAUCAGGAUCCCCACAAACUACAACUGAAUCAGUCCAAGAACAAUAUACCACGAGCUCGGCAGAGAACCCUAAAGAUGACGGUUGCAUUUGCCACUUCGUUUACUGUCUGCUGGACGCCCUAUUAUGUACUUGGAAUUUGGUAUUGGUUUGAUCCUGACAUGGUAAACAGGGUGUCAGAUCCAGUAAAUCACUUCUUCUUUCUCUUUGCUUUUUUAAAUCCAUGCUUUGAUCCACUUAUAUAUGGAUAUUUCUCUCUAUAAUUGUUAGACUGCAUAGAAAGUCAAAGAAACGCAAAGUGAUGAAUUUCCCUUUUUGGGAAUGAGAAACACAAAGCAUAUUGUGACAUAUUUACACAUAAAUAAAGCAGAGUUUAAGGUAAUAUUAUGCUUCUUCCUUUAGAAAUCACAGAAACUCAAUUACAAGGAAAAGAUUUUUUUCAGGAAAAAUAAUGAAAUAUUUUCACUUAAUCACGCAUUUCUGAAAUAAACCCCUUGCCUUCCGAA
Messenger RNA from Odocoileus virginianus texanus, 1307 nucleotides. NCBI's taxonomy places the organism in Eukaryota, Metazoa, Chordata, Mammalia, Artiodactyla, Cervidae. The record is from RefSeq and is a predicted model, not a curated record.